UCUUCUUGCAUUGUAUAUUUAUAUGUGUUUUUUUUUUUAUUAUUACUCUUUAUCUAUUAAAAAAUUCAAAUUUGAUUAUCUUAGCCCUUCAGUACCAUAAUUUUAUUUCUACAGGCGACCGGUCGCAGUAGAUCAGUGGUAGAGCGUUCGCUUCGUAACCGGGGGUCGUGAGUUUGAGCUCCGCUUGUGCCAUGACCGCCCCAAAACGAAGACGUGGAUAUAGUGACUGCUCCUUCGCUAAACACUCGGAAUUCACGGAUUGUUUGGAUCUGACCUUAAAUAUGGAGGUUCCGUGUCGCAGCAAGCGUUGGCACGUUAAAAAUCCCCUCACUAAUAUGGCUAAUUUGUGGUACUUAACCUACAACUGGUGACGUCUCAAUAUGAGUGAAAAAUUCUCGACGGAACGUAAAACAAAGAAACAUACAUCUAUAGCGGCUUCAAUGUCUCCGGUAGCUCAUGGAUCACGGCCGAUGUGCCAUUUUCUUUUUUCCUGGUCUUUUCAUUGAAUGUUUACUAGCUGAUACCAUCUGCGUAUUUUACACCCCACUAGUGAACGGACACGGUUUAACUCUUCAUGUACAUUUAUUAAGAAUUCAUAUUUGAUUAUCCUUACCCUUUCAAUACCAUAAUUGUAUCUAAAUACAGGCUUCAAGGCCUCCGACAGCUCAUGGAUCACGGUUGAGGUGCCGUCUUCUUUUUCCCGGUCUUAGAAUGCAGUAUUUACUUACUGAUAUUACGCUCUACUGAUAGACGGGCACAGUUUACCUUAACAUGUACAUUCUCCAGCCGAUAUGGAAAUAAUUAUCUCAGUCUACCCAUUUAACUCAAUGGGACUUCAGUUGUAGAAACUUCAUUCAGUGCUUCAAAAUGCUCAAAUUGUUGUCGGUGCUUCCCAUUAGCCUUCUGAUUGUGCCUUUGUUAUGUAACCACACAUUUGAAGAUUAUAAGAAUCACCCAUGCAUUAGAAAAUGUGACAGUCAUUUGCCGAUGACAUGCGAGUACAAUUUCACAGUGGAAUAUUACCAUACUUUAUCCAGAGCAUGCUACGACUGUCCGCUUAACGUCACAGACUGCGCACGCCCACAUUGUGUGGCGGCAGACGGAACAAAAAGGGGGAUAAUGACAGUGAAUAGAAUGAUACCCGGUCCCGGGAUCCAUAUAUGCGAGGGAGACACAGUAGUGGUGAAUGUGUACAACAAACUGGAAAAUUCUAAUGGACUGAGUAUCCACUGGCAUGGCCUUCAUCAACGCCAUACACCGCACAUGGACGGGGUUUCCAUGAUUACCCAAUGUGCCAUUCCAGCAUUCUCGACAUUUCAAUACAAAUUUAAGCCUGAGUUUCCAGGGACCUACUUUUGGCACUCGCACUCCGGGAUUCAAAGAAUGGACGGUGUGUUUGGUGCUCUUGUGAUUCGACAAGACGAUGCAGCUGAACCUCAUCUUGGACUCUACGAGCAUGACCUCCCAGAGCAUACCAUCAUCAUAAAUGAUUGGUUGGUAGAACUGUCAAUCAAUCGUUUCACCCAUCACCAUCAUGCAGGUGGUGACAAUAAACCUGCCUCCAUGCUUAUCAAUGGGAAAGGGGCAUUUAAGGAAUUCAUCAAUCCAGACAACAAUGAAACGAUAUAUACGCCCCAUGAGACUCUUGCAGUCGAACAUGGCAAACGGUAUAGGAUUCGUGUGAUUAGCAAUGGUUUAAUGAAUUGUCCUAUUCAGUUUUCCGUUGACAAUCACACCCUUGUCGUCAUAGCAACUGACGGUUUCCCAGUGGAACCCAUCACGGUCGAGUCACUAAACGUGUUUGCCGGAGAACGAUUCGACAUUGUCCUUGCUACCACACAGUCUGUUGGGAACUAUUGGAUUCGUACACGCGGUGAGGCAGAUUGUGCUGUGAAAGGGGCACAUCAAGAGGCCAUUCUUCGUUACCAAGGCGCUUUAAAUAGCCUACCGGAGCUACCUACAGGAUAUGAGGCAGGACGUCGCCACGGAAAAAAACUUAACCCGUGGAACAAAGUCGAAACAGAGGAUUUGGUCCCUGUCACCAGAAUGGUCUCACUUCACGACAACGACAUGGCUCUGUCAAAUACACCAGACAGAGUUGUGUACAUGUCCAUGGACUUUAACAAGAUUGACAACUACCGAUUCCACGAUCCAUUACUAUACCCAAUUUCAGCAGUGGAUUCGUCCAACCACCUGUACAUGCCCCAGAUAAACUAUAUAUCUAAUAUACUUCCUCCAAGUCCACCCCUUACGCAAUUUUCAGACAUACCAGAGGAGCUAUUUUGUAAUUCUGACACCGUUGGACGUGACUGCUCAUCGGAAUUUUGUGAAUGCGUCCAUGUAGUAAAGGUCUGGCUAGGAGAUGUGGUGGAGUUUGUGAUAGUGGACGAAGGUAAAACCUUUGACGCCAACCAUCCUAUGCAUCUUCAUGGCUACAGUUACCGAGUUGUCGGAAUGGGAAAGAUAAACAGAUUCACCACCCUUCAAGAGGUGAAGGAGUUGGACGCAGCUGGAAACAUCACCAGGAAUUUAAACAUGACAGUAAUAAAAGAUACAGUGACAGUACCUGAUGGGGGUUAUACUAUAGUCCGAAUACAUGCCAGUAAUCCAGGUUUCUGGUUCUUCCAUUGUCAUAUUGACUUUCAUGCAGAAAUAGGAAUGGGAAUUAUUUUACAAGUUGGAGAAAUUAGCCAGAUGCCAAAGCCUCCAUAUAAAUUUCCGAAAUGUGGGGACUGGAAGUAUACAACUCCCGUAAUGGAAGAAGACAAGUGUCCAGCCAAUAAAGCCAGAAGUUUGAAUGUGCAGUGGACGCUGACAUUAAUAGUGUUUGUUUUCUGUGUGUUUAGCCAGGUGAUCGAUGAUUAAGGGUAAACAUUAGUGAACUGUAUCAUUAGACAUGUAAUACUACUUAGCUUUGAGGAGGUUUUUUAUGUGAAUAGUAAUCGUAUUUUACGGAUAAAUCAUUAAUACAUUUCAUUUAGAACCACUAAUCACUGUAUUUUAGUGAAACAAGGCAGGGAGAAUAUUACUCCAAGUUUGACUGUAUUUACACCGAUUUUGCGAUAUUUCGGCGAUGCGCACCAAAAAUUGAAGGAUUAUCUUUGCAAGUAUGGUGAUAGUUACCUGAAUGUACUCUAAACUUUACUUAUCGUAGAUAUCGAAUUUGUCAAUGCAAAUACUUAUUCCAUGCGUUCUCAGACGACAUCACUCAUUUCUUACAAAAAUCUUUAUUUAGACUGCUCUUCCAAGUUAUUAUGUACAUCCACAAACAGCCUUGUUUGACGUAUUCUACAUAUCCGUGUCUGUGUUUGUAUACCUCUUGUAUCAUGUAUGCGACUUUUGAACAAAUUAGAUAUGCACUUGAAGUUGUACGUUUCAUAAACAAUCUAGCUCAAA
Messenger RNA from Ostrea edulis (European flat oyster), 3396 nucleotides. RefSeq lists its product as uncharacterized. Gene Ontology annotation, biological process: iron ion transport. The record is from RefSeq and is a predicted model, not a curated record. Gene Ontology annotation, molecular function: oxidoreductase activity; copper ion binding. The coding region runs from base 868 to 2865 and encodes 665 amino acids. The transcript has 9 exons. Gene Ontology annotation, cellular component: plasma membrane. NCBI's taxonomy places the organism in Eukaryota, Metazoa, Mollusca, Bivalvia, Ostreida, Ostreidae.